AUGGGCUGCUACCUCUCCAAAGAGACAGAGGAGACGCCGGCAGCGGUUGACCGACGCAGCCCUAACGGCGUCGUCGUCGCUCCUGCCGUGCGGAUUGUUGAGCCUCAGGAAUCAUCACCAUCACCAGAUAAUCAGUCGACCAGCAAUAAUAACGACAAUAACAACACCAACCCCACCAACAACGACGACGACACAGACACUCACAAAAACACCCCCACGGUGAAAUGCUACUUCUGCUACGACGAGAUUCCCGAGCCGCUGCAGGCCACCGUGAGCCGUCCAUGCAAGAACCACCGCAGCCCGACAUGCGACGCCUGCAUCCGCAAGAUGUUUCUAAACGCCUGCAAGGACGAGACCCAAAUGCCGCCGACCUGCUGCAGCCCCCUCCCAGCCAGCUACGGCCGUCGGGUUCUCUCGGUCGAUGAAAUGGCGCUCUUUCAGGAAAAAUUCGAGGAAUGGAGCACACACGAUCGGCUGUACUGCCCUGUACCAACAUGUUCAGCAUUUAUAUCCCCUCGCCUGUUUCCGAAGAAGAAGAGAGCGGCGAAAAGCCAGGCCACCGUGAAUCCAGCUGGUGUUCAGACGCCGCCGCCCACGCCUCCAGAUGAGGAGGCUUCGACUACGGUGUCGUGUCCAAAGUGCUCGGUUCGCGUUUGUAUAUCGUGUAAACAACUGUCUCAUCCGGGGGACCCGUGUCCUGAGGUCUCGGAUAUCCCGCCAGAACUGGAAGCUCUCUUGAAGGCCUGGGGGAUCAAGAGAUGUCCCAGAUGCCAUGCAGCAGUACGCCGUCUAUACGGAUGCAAACACAUACGAUGCCGUUGCGGUGCGCAGUGGUGUUGGUGGUGCACAGGGCCGAUUCGGGAUUGCCAACAACAAGGAUGCUCUGAGGAAAUGGAAGGCGAGGAAAUGGAAGAUGACAUGAACGCUGUGGCAGACGAGUAUUUCGAAGGAACAAACAAUAAUCAGCAGGAAGAAGACAGGCCAGAAGAAACAGAACGGCUGGUCAAUCUAGACGCAGGAACCCACUGGGACACGGACUUGGAUUUGGGAGGAGAGCCGGACGCUGAAGAAAUCCAUCCUUUUACUUGCGAUCACACCUGGGAGGAGUCCUAUUCAACACUGAAAGGCGGUGCUGGUCAGGGAGACUAUCAGGAUGAGUGUGCACGUUGCUGGCGACCCCUGAUUCCGCGUCCAGAGGGGUAUUUUUACAUCGGCCUUCAAGAGUUUUUGGACACUGGGACAAUAAAAGAGAUCCCUGUGGAGGAUUUUCCUCGUACUGAAAACUUUGCUAAUUUCUGUGGUCGCUGUGGCAUUUUACUGUGUCAGGAGUGUCGGGAGCUGGGUCAGGCUCAACAAUAG
This is a messenger RNA of Talaromyces rugulosus, 1359 nucleotides long. RefSeq lists its product as uncharacterized. Gene Ontology annotation, cellular component: ubiquitin ligase complex. Gene Ontology annotation, biological process: protein linear polyubiquitination; proteasome-mediated ubiquitin-dependent protein catabolic process. The transcript has a single exon. Bases 1 to 1359 code for a protein of 452 amino acids. NCBI's taxonomy places the organism in Eukaryota, Fungi, Ascomycota, Eurotiomycetes, Eurotiales, Trichocomaceae. Gene Ontology annotation, molecular function: ubiquitin-protein transferase activity; zinc ion binding; ubiquitin binding. The record is from RefSeq and is a predicted model, not a curated record.